AUGGCAAGAGUAAAUGAAAAAAAUAUCCAAUCAUCGCAUCGUGAAUUUUUGACAGUUGAAAAUUUCAUCGGUGUAUGGCUAGAUGCUAAUAUUAAUCACCGAAGUGAUGAUUAUCAAUCACUUUUUACCCAAGUACAACAGUUAAUUGAUUUAAUUGUGCCAUUUACCGAUCCAGAAUCAUGUAUGGAUUUUAUAAGUGAUAUAAAAAAUGAAAAAAUUUUUUUAAUUAUAUCUGGUAGUUUAGGAGAAAAAAUGAUAUCACUUCUACAGAAUUUCUCUCAAAUUAAUUCAAUUUAUAUAUAUUGUGAUAAUAAAGCUAAACAUGAAAAAUGGGCAAAUAAAGAAAAAAAAAUUCAAGGAGUUUUUACAAAGACUCAAGCAAUUUAUGAUGUAUUUAGACGAGAUAUUCGACAAUGUCAAGAUGAUUUAGUUUCAUUUAAUAUGUUAUCAUCAACAUAUAAUAUAAAUCAAUCUGAUCAAUUAUUUAUUUAUAUACAAAUACUUAAAGAUAUUCUUAUACAUAUGGAAUGUGAACCUAAUAGUAAAUUAGAUUUUAUAGAUUUUUGUCAUUCACGAUAUCAACAUAAUCCUUAUCAAUUAGAUAUUAUUAGAGAAUUUAAGAAUGACUAUAAACAAUCGUCAGCUAUUUGGUGGUACACAAGAGAAUGUUUUAUUUCUUCCAUGUUAAAUAAAGCAUUUCGUAUACAUGAUAUAGAUAUUUUAAUAAAAAUGAAAUUUUUUAUUCAAGAUCUUCAUCAAGAAAUCAAAAGAUUACAUUCAAAAUUGAAUAAACAAAAUCAUUUAACUAGUUAUCGAGGACAAGGAAUAACUGAAGAAGAAUUUCAAAAAAUUCUAGACAAUUCAAAUGGUUUUAUUUCAUGUAAUAAUUUUUUGAUAACAACUACUGAUAAAAAUGUAUCAUUAGUUUAUGUUUGUUCUGCUCGUGAUAAUCAUGGAUUAGUCGGAGUUAUAUUUCAAAUAAAUAUUGAUCAAUCACAAGCAAUAUUUACUCCAUUAGAUAAAAUAGAUUAUUAUUCAGAAUCAACAAAAGAAAUACUAUUCACAAUAAAUACUAUAUUUCGAAUUCAUAAUAUUCAUCAAAUAGAAAAUGGUCUAUGGGAAAUACAAUUAGUUUUAACCACUGAUGAUGAUGAACAAUUAAAAAAUAUUAAAAGACUGAUGCAAAAAGAAUUCGAAGGUAAAAAUGAAAUUGAACAGUUGCAUGCAAUAAUAACUAAAAUGCAAAUGCCUGGUGAAUUUCAAUCGGAACAUAUAGAAACACAGACUGCACACGAACAUCCAGUUCAUGAGGAAACUGGAGCGCACCAUAUAGACAUGGAAACCGUACAGGAAAAUACACGGAAUGAUGGAUUUGUAUCAGAACAUCCUGCGGUAGCUUCUGAGUAA
Adineta steineri is the source of this 1407-nucleotide messenger RNA. NCBI's taxonomy places the organism in Eukaryota, Metazoa, Rotifera, Eurotatoria, Adinetida, Adinetidae. The record is from the annotation of a GenBank genome assembly.